Molecule: messenger RNA, 927 nt
Organism: Colletotrichum spaethianum
Lineage: Eukaryota; Fungi; Ascomycota; Sordariomycetes; Glomerellales; Glomerellaceae
Exons: 3
Coding region: 1-927 (308 amino acids)
Source: RefSeq, a predicted model, not a curated record
AUGCAACCCACGAGACUGCUUACCAAGCAAGCCGCGUCUCUGGUCCGCGCGGUUCCCGUGGGCGGCACACCCUCUGCGGGUGCAACGAGAGACCUAGGACGAGUCCGAGACGCUUCCGUCAAAGGCAUGGGCCAAAAGCCGAGUAUCAGGUACCAUGCUGGCAGGCCACUCCUUCGAAGAAUUGGCAAAUGUCUCGCGUUCGGCUGCAACCCUCAGCAGACCGCUGAUGCUGCUGCGCUGGUUCGCACGAUUGUAAACAGGUGGUCCGGCAUCCAGAUGACCCUGGAAGGGCGUGGCACGCACGAGGACCUCGUGUACAAGGGACCGCUAUGGGAAGGCGGCGACAAGAGCCUUGAGGCAUCGCAACCGCCAUGGCAAGGCCUUGGCCGACAUACCCAACUGGCACGAGUAGCUCAGCAGGCCGCGGUGCGCUUCCUCGACUACAGUCGUGCGACGGCGGCCCCCGAAGACCGGGACCAAUGGCAGAUACUUCGAAACGAAAAGAUUCAAAACGACCCGCAUUAUACACCGCGAUUGAUGGCUACCGGUGUCCAGUUCAGCCAUGUCCUCAGCCGCAUGGAGCAACCGCAACUCGUCAGCGCUUGUGCCCGACUCAACUACUCCUCCAAGAGCUUCCUUGAGCAGGGUUAUUUUACACUCAAGGUCUUCGUCUGGUCACAUUUGCACAUGACUAGAUUAGCAGAGGUCACUCUUUGGGUGAGAUACAACCGAAACGCGGACCCGGCCAUGGCGCAAUUCCUCGACAGGGAAUUGAGGCGAUUACUCACACUUGGCCGGGACCCAGCGGUGUACGACCGGGUGAGACAAGAACAUGACGCCGUCUUGUCGGCCAUUGAUAAACUAGAAAAGGAGACCUGGGAUAGGCACGAUGCCGUCGAGGAUUUUGGCACCGCCUCCUCCGACUAA